AUGGCAGAUAAAGUUCAGCAACUCGAAGAGGAACGACAGCAGGUUGAAGACGGGCGGCGGAGGUUCAGCGAGAUCCAGAACCUGAUUGAAGACAUUUUUGACCGACUCAACCGGUUGGAGCUUUUCGAUCCACGAAUUCAGGACCUUGAGGCCGACCGGCAUCAACUCCAAGAUCUUCAGCAAACCUUGCGGAAAUUCCUCACAGUGUUACACCAGCAGACCCGAAUAUCCCUUCAAGAAUACGUCGAUAGGACAGAGGACGAGUUAGACAAACGCACUUGA
Geodia barretti is the source of this 282-nucleotide messenger RNA. NCBI's taxonomy places the organism in Eukaryota, Metazoa, Porifera, Demospongiae, Tetractinellida, Geodiidae. The record is from the annotation of a GenBank genome assembly.